AAAAGGGACGGGCAAUUCAUUCCUUGAUUCCUUACGGGCGGCGCAAGGGAAGGAGAACCUGCAGCCGGGGCUCUUUUCACAAUACUCAUGUUUUAGCGCGAUUGCUGCCAUGGCAACAUCCUGUUGAAUUCUGGGGUUUGUGGUUUCCUAAUGCCCAAGAGCUUCCUCGCUGGAUGAGGAUGCCAAGCGCCUUCCGCCCCUCAAGCAGGGCUUCCUCGCCCUUUUGGUUCCAUUGACCCCUUCUCAGAAGCAUCGUCAUCCUGAACGAUGCUAUCUCUGGACCAGAUCCACACUGACCCACCCCCCACCCCCAAGGAGCUGGACUGGGCCGAGCAGGGGUUCCUGCCUCCCCUGAGCCCUCUGCGCUGUGCUUGGCGCCGGGAUGUGCCUCUGGACUGCAAGAUCAGCCCAGAGGAUGCCCAGGCACGCGCCUGGACAGCCUACUACUAUGACCUCUUGCAGUGCACCCUGCAGCAGGAAGGACUCCCAGAGACUAUCGAUCUCACCAAGGAACCCCGAACAGGGUUUGGGCCAUCGGAUAUCACCAUCUGUGUCUUGGGCUCCCCUACUUCAUAUCUGUCGGUACUUCUAGAAGGUGGCAACCAGUGUCCUGGCAACAUGCUGCUGUGCCUGUCACCAGCCUGGCUCUCCAAAGUACCCUCAGAAACCCACCCAGGAGAGUCCUCUUUGCUGGUCUUCAAGGCUGUGACCUUUGAUCUUGGUGGCCGCACGAUGCUCGAAGAAUUUGCACCCCCGCGCCACGUCACCUACUUCACAGGCUACUUUGGGCCAUGCAAGGUGCAGGGCCAAUCGGCAGCAGAACUCGCCCGAGAUCUUGACUGCCCCACGGGAGGAUCGGGAGAGCUGGCUCGCCUGCUGGAGGACAAGCUGCUAACCCGACAGCUGAUGGACCAGCAAGCACGGGUGGCAGUGCCUCCCACCCUGGCCUUCACCUUCAAGCGGCCAUUGCCCCUGCGAAGCGUGACAGAGGAGCAGCGUGUCCGCAUGGUAGAGCUGAGUGGGCGUGAGGGGCAGGACAACCUGCUUCAGGAGGAAAUAACAGCCUUCUUGCAAAGCACUGCCAUGGAGACCUACAGCCAGGUUGUGGUGAAACCAUCAGGUUGGCGCUGGAAUGGCGCCCAAGCUGUGUCAUUCCAUGCCAAGGCAGAACAUGGCUGUGUCCUGCAAGCUGUCCUUACACUGCUGGAGACCCUGGAAGAGGAAGAGAGCAUCUUGCUGGAGGCCUUCAUUCCCACUGCACAUAUGGUCCAGCCUAGCCCUCCCAACACAAACAGCUCUCCAUGGAGUGUCCCUCCACCAACCACUUUGGCAAUCCGGAUAUGUGCUGUUGUCUGCAGAUCCCGAAAGGACCAGCCUCUGCUGAGCAAGGUUGUGUGUGGUGUAGGCCGGGCAGACAAACCCCUGAAGCACCAGGCCACCGUACCCCAGACUCUGGAAACCAGCCUGCGGCAGUGGGGUCUGAAGGAUGAGACCCAGAUUGCAGCCAUCUAUAUGCAAAUCAAGCAGAAGGCUGAGGCAGCCAUGAAAGCCUUCAUGGAUAUGGAGGCUGGCCUGUCAGCUGAACAAAGAGGUGGCCACCGAGCACAAACUGACAUUAUUGGUGUGGAUUUUCUCCUGAGCUCAGAGGAGCAGGUGCUGCAGCUGGUGGCCCUAGAGAUGAACUCGCAGCUGUGCUUGGAGACCUGCUCCAUCUUCGAGUCGAUGGGCCGGGUGGUGGGCUCCCCGCUGGGCGAGGUGGCAUGCCCCCUCGUGGAGACGAUGCUGCGCCGUGCACAGUGCCACCUGAUGGAGGGCAAACACGUGCUGGUGAUUGGGGCCGGCGGAGUCAGCAAAAAGUUCGUCUGGGAGGCAGCCAGGGACUACGGGCUAAAAAUCCACCUGGUGGAGUCCGACCCCAAUCACUUUGCCUCCCAGCUGGUGCAGACCUUCAUCCACUAUGACACCACAGACCACAAAAGGGACGAGGAGCAUGCCCAGCAUCUACUGGGGCUUGUGCAGGAACGGGGCCUGCACCUGGAUGGCUGCCUCUCCUACUGGGAUGACUGCAUGGUCUUGACAGCACUGAUGUGUGAAGGGCUGGGCUUGCGCUGCAGCUCCCCCACUGCCAUGCGCGUGGCCAAACAGAAGAGCCGCACUCACUUGCACUUGCUGCGGCGGCGCAAAGAGGGGGCCCGUUGGCCCUCAGCAGCUCUCUAUGCUGUGCCCUGCUGCCACCUGGAGAGUCAUGCUGAUGUGGAGCGAGCUGCCAGCCACAUCAACUUUCCUGGGGUCAUGAAGUUAGAGUACGGGGCAGGAGCAGUGGGGGUGAAGCUGGUGGAGGAUGCACAGCAAUGCCAUCUGCACUUCGACAAGAUUUCCAGGGAUCUACAGGAUGACUCUGACCAUCCAGGCAUCGGGCUGGGCUGGGGCAACGCCAUGCUGUUGAUGGAAUACGUGUCUGGAACUGAGCAUGAUGUGGAUCUGGUGAUAUAUGAAGGGAGGAUGCUGGGGGCAUUUGUGUCUGACAACGGACCCACCCGGGUACCCAACUUCACUGAGACGGCAGCCUGCAUGCCAACGUGUCUGCCCCCUGACCGUGAGGCACAACUCAUCCGUGCUGCUUACCAGUGCUGCUUAGGCUGUGGCCUCACUGAUGGUGUCUUCAAUGUGGAGCUCAAGUUGACAGCAGCUGGCCCCAAGCUCAUUGAGAUCAACCCCCGCAUGGGUGGCUUCUAUCUCCGCGACUGGAUCCAAGAGAUCUAUGGAGCCGACAUCAUGCUGGCCUCUGUCAUGGUUGCCUGUGGAGUGGCUCCAAUCUUGCCUGCCCGCUCUCGCCCCCGCACACACCUGGUGGGAGUGAUGUGCUUGGUCUCACAGCACUUGCAAGCCCUUAAGUCCACUGCCAGCUUGGAGGCACUUCAGGCCCUGCACGAGCGUGGGGUUAUCCGCCUCAACCUGCUUGAUGAUGAGCUGGUGUCCAGCGAGUAUGAAGAGCCCUACUGCAAUGUGGCCUGUGCCAGUUCUAGUCGCCAGGAGGCCUGCCUCAAGCUCCUAGGCAUCUGCCAAGUGCUAGGCAUUGAUUCACUGCACUACCCUGUCACCCAUUUCCUCUCUCAUUUCAAAUAGCCUUGGAGAAAUGGCUCCCUUAGUCUGAAGCUGCGCUUGCGCCUGCUCCAGCGAGGGAGCCUUGCCUGUCCCACCUAUGUUAUCCUUCCCUUUCUCCCAACUCAACACUGGGGGUUGCACUACACAGAUACCUUAUAUUCCUUCAGUUUUUCUCAAGUGGCUGCUGUCUCCCUCAGGAAGGAGCGUGGCACCAUCUGGUGCUAUCUCUGGUAAGUGCCACGCCCACAACACUCCCACCUUCGAACGGGCUCAUGUCUUCCUUUUGUGGGGAGGCGGAAGACCCUCAUAGUCCCACCGUUUUUCAGCCCUCUCUGUGAAGUCAUCUCCUUUCCUCUUUAUUUUCAGUUCUGAUUAAUUUCUCUCCACAUUAGUUCCUCAGUUGUUCGUUCCUACUGUCAUUAAUACAGGCAAGUUCCAGUCUUUUCAUCUUCUCUUUCUUCCACUGAGGAAAGAGUGUUGAUUCUAGCAAGGCAGCCCUUGCAGCAAAUGUAUCUCACACUUCCAAGCUGAGUGGAAGAGGAGCUGAGUCAGAUCUUCCAUCAACCAGUAUACUUCUCCAGUGAUCCUACAAGAACAAAGGAGCAUGUGCUGAAAUGAGCACUAGCCUUUUCCUAUGUUGAAAUCUGGUAUGCAAAUGCCCUCUACUUUACAAGCAAGCCCCCAAGCUUCUUGGCCAAUCUACUGUAACAGAAGGAUCAUAUGCAAGUCUUAUAAUAAAUAAGUAGUACUUAUAGAGUAGUAGAAUGUAAAGCACAUUAAAAGUUAGUUUUACUGGCUCAGCAUUUAAAAUCCCACAGCUAACUUCCACUCAAGAGCUAAAGAGCAUAUAUAGGUCUGUGCUCAUCGGAUGAUAAUAAGGAGCAAUAGAACAACUCUGAUUAACCACUAACAUACUUGCUUAGGGAGGAGAGAGGCCACGACACAAAUUCUUCCUGCUUGUUAAGAGAACCUGCUAUAAAUAAAUAAUCUGUUUGCUCCUGCAAUGCCCCAGAGACCCUGUAGUAGGAUAUCACUGUGACAACUUCCAAGCAUGUUGAAAUAACCUAUUAACAUAGGAGACGUUCCAGAGGAAGACAACAGCACCAGCACUCCUGAUUUUCCUUAAAAUAAAAAGCCUUCCAGUGUAACCCCAAUGCCUCUGAAGACCCUACACUACAAAGAAACCAUAGUGCCGGCACUCCGGACCAUUUCUGCAAUAACAAGCCAUGACCUUGCCGCUACUGAAUUGCAAUGAAGUAGCCAGGCUUUGUGCUUAGUCCUAGCAUCCCCAAAUAAGUAAUGUUACUUAGUACCAGCAUCCUUAAAAAUGACUAUAAUUGGCAUAAAGAGAGAAGCUAAAAUCAGUGCUCUAUUUGGUAUAGUGGAAGAGUCUCUGUCUUUUUAAUAGCUCACAGGCUUCCUGCUUCUUUCAUAACAAGUGGAAGAGAAAUGGCAGGAUAGGGCAACUAAAGGGCCUUGGAGGACAUUCCCAAGUCUUGUGAGGCUUGAAAUGACAGACUAUGAUCCCUUUGGGGGAGAGGGGAGGCAGGAACCGGGAACCCCACGGUGCCCAUGAUUGAGUGACUAACAGCAGGACCAUUAGUUAAGUAUGCCCUCCUAACAUGGGUUCAUGACCCUGCCUGCCUUCCUGCCUAUCCUUCCCCCACUUGUGUAACCAGGCAGGCAUAAUAGUUCCUCCCCCAAUAAAAUGCCUUGUAAAAAUA
Molecule: messenger RNA, 4829 nt
Organism: Anolis carolinensis (green anole)
Lineage: Eukaryota; Metazoa; Chordata; Lepidosauria; Squamata; Anolidae
Gene: carns1
Product: carnosine synthase 1
Exons: 10
Coding region: 268-3126 (952 amino acids)
Biological process (GO): carnosine biosynthetic process
Molecular function (GO): homocarnosine synthase activity; metal ion binding; carnosine synthase activity
Source: RefSeq, a predicted model, not a curated record